AUGUCGUCUGCAGACCCGCCCAACACCCCCGAUGCCGUGAAACGCUCCCGCUACACCUACCGCCACUUUCAAUUGUUGCGCCAAAGCUCCACCGCAACACCCUUACGCGCUAUUGCGCAUAUCGACCUCGAUGCCUUUUACGCCCAGUGUGAGAUGGUCCGCCUGGGGACGCCUCGCGACACCCCACUCGCGGUACAGCAGUGGGAUUCACUGAUCGCCGUGAAUUAUGCAGCGCGACCGUUCGGUAUCAACCGCAUGGUCAGCACCGCCGAGGCGCGGAAACUAUGUCCGAAUAUCGUCUUACAACAUGUUGCGACGUUCCGAGAGGGCGAAGGCGGUCGUUGGGCUUACCGAGAUGACUCGUUUCGGAGUGUUAAAACCGACAAGGUGUCUUUAGAUCCUUAUCGGGCAGCGUCGCGGAAGAUUCUCGCGACGAUGAAGGAGGAGUUGCAGAGGUGGUGCUCGGAUACAUCGGAAGGCGAGCUUGAUGACCUUACUCAAGGGAUUUUGCCUGGGCUGGAAAAGGCCAGUAUUGAUGAAGUCUUCAUUGAUCUUUCUCCCCUCAUCUACUGCGUCUUACUCCGGAGAUACCCUGAGCUUCGGGUCAUUUCUCAAGACGAGAAGAAAAUUGCCGAGUUGCCUUGCCCACCUACUACGGCGCUACAAUGGGCAUCUGAGGACUCGCUGAUAGACUUGAGCCCGCAGGAAAGUGAGGAAGAUGACCCUGACUGGGAUGAUAUUGUCAUGCUGGUGGCCGCUGAGAUCACGAGGUCGGUCAGAACUGCAGUGUGGGACAAGCUACACUACACCUGCUCCGCCGGUAUUGCUCGGAACAAAAUGCUUGCCAAACUGGGCAGCGCUUGUAACAAGCCUAAUAAGCAGACAGUGGUAAGGAAUCGCGCUAUUCAAAAGUUUCUCGGUGGAUACAGAUUCACUCAGAUCCGGAUGCUAGGCGGCAAGUUGGGAGAUCAGAUCACUGCUUUUUUCGGAACAGAGCAAGUGAGCGAGCUUCUCAAUGUAACCCUUGAGCAGCUGCGUGCAAAACUCGAUGACCACACCGCGACUUGGUUGUAUGCCAUCAUCCGGGGAGACGAUCGCAGCGAGGUCAACCCUCGAACGCAAAUGAAAUCCAUGUUGUCUGCAAAAUCAUUUCGUCCCAGCAUCAAUUCAGUUGAUCAAGCAGAAAAAUGGCUGCACAUCUUUGCGGCUGAUAUCUACGGUCGCCUCGUCGAGGAUGGCGUGCUUGAAAAUAGACGUCGCCCUCGAGUGAUUACUCUUCACCACAGAGUUGUGCAGAGUCGAUCGCGUCAAAUCCCAAUCCCUAGUUCUAACACCAUUGAUGAAGAUUUGCUAUUUGAACUGGCUAAGACUUUGCUUCGACAAAUGAUGGCAGAUGGACAGGCGUGGCCAUGUGCAAACCUGUCAUUGAGCGUGGGCAGCUUUGAAGAUGGCGUGGGCAAAAACAAGGCCAUUGAAGGCUUUUUGGUUCGUGCCGAUCAGGCCAAGUCUCUCAUUCAUGCCAGACCGCGAGACACCGUUACCUCCAGUGAACAGCCUUCGACAGAGAAAAAGAGGAAGAUUCACGAGGGCAUCAAACGUUUCUUCAAUCAACCCCAUGCUGAUGAUUCCGCUACAUCUGAGAAUGAAAGCCCUCAACUUCCAUUAGCUCAAGACUUAGCACCUAUAAUCCAGACAGACAUUGCGAAAUCACCGGACACCUCCCAAAUCCAGCAAUUUACCUGCAGUCGAUGUUCCAAAUCUAUCCCCGAGUACGACAGAGAGGAACACGACGACUGGCAUUUUGCCAAAGAUCUGGCAAAUCAGGACAGACAAGAAGUACGGGAUGCCCAACAGCAAAGCCACACACCGACCAACUCCCGAGCAUCCAAUACUCGUGGCCGAGGAGGUCGUGGCCGAGGAAAGUCAGAGAAAGGACAGAUGCGACUGGCCUUCUAA
Messenger RNA from Penicillium longicatenatum, 1956 nucleotides. RefSeq names its product DNA-directed DNA polymerase eta. The transcript has a single exon. The record is from RefSeq and is a predicted model, not a curated record. NCBI's taxonomy places the organism in Eukaryota, Fungi, Ascomycota, Eurotiomycetes, Eurotiales, Aspergillaceae. Gene Ontology annotation, biological process: response to radiation; error-prone translesion synthesis. Gene Ontology annotation, cellular component: nucleus; replication fork; site of double-strand break. Bases 1 to 1956 code for a protein of 651 amino acids. Gene Ontology annotation, molecular function: DNA-directed DNA polymerase activity; damaged DNA binding.